Molecule: messenger RNA, 252 nt
Organism: Cooperia oncophora
Lineage: Eukaryota; Metazoa; Nematoda; Chromadorea; Rhabditida; Trichostrongylidae
Source: the annotation of a GenBank genome assembly
AUGACAUUCCAAGCUGCUGAAGUUGAUAUACAGAGUGAAGCAGCUUUCGAACUUGCACGCAAAGGGUUGCCGAGAGCGCAACUGGCGGGGGCUCAGAUCGUUUAUAUGUGUACUGUUAAACAUUUCAACUUACCCUACUUUGCCAUCCAAGUACAAUGUGUAGGGGAAACGGAUGCGUUUCUGAGGUGCUUCAUUCAUGAACUGGGUGUAAGCCUCGGAACGACUGCCAGCUGUGUACGAUUACAGAGGUGA